GAAAUGCGAUAAGUGAGCCAACCUGCGCAAACAGUUCGGCUCCGACUGGCUGGUCACUCAGCGAGCCGAGAGGCCACUCAGCACGAUCGAAAGGACGAUCGUGCUCUCUUGGAUUAAGGCGGCCGAGCGGGACGGUCACACACAAAAAGGGCUUAGGAUUAAUAAAUUAUAUAUUACUGUUUUGUUUUUAAUAAGUACAACGUCGUUUUAGCAAAGCCCCACAAAUAUCACAAAAGUGGCGACGAGAAAAGUUAAUGUGAUCGUUUCGUGUUGUAAAGUGCUGACCAAAUUUUAAUUCGUUUUUUGUUCGUUUUCUUCCGUGUCCCGCUCACACACAUACACCCACACAAUUGCGCCACCACGUCCCAAGAAGCGCAAGAUGAACCCCGCUGAUGCAACGAUGGAUUUACCGACGGAGGAGGAGCAGCGACGUGCAUCCUUAGGCCGGCCGGGAUUUUUCAACCCGGCGGUGAUGCAGCAACCCGGAGCAUCGCAGCCGCACGUUCCCUCCGUGCACGAAGUAGCGUUCCAUCAUCAGGUGUCCCCAAAUGGGCACCUCUAUCCGCCAUCGCAAUUGGGACCCGCAUCAGCGCCGCCGGUAUCAGCGCCAUCGCAAUUUGUGCAACCGCCAUCGCAAACGGGCUCAGCUGUAGUGGAUAACGCCGUACUCCUACAAACGCUGAAAAUGAUGCAGCAACACAUGACCCAGCAACAGCAGCUUAUUAGUAAAAUAAUGUCCCAGCAAACAAACCAGCCCGCAUUUACGCCAAAUUUCAAUCCAGAGCAAGCAACGGAAGCAUUAGCCAAUUCGAUUAUGGAAUUUCGGUUCGAUCCUGAAGCUGGCAUCACCUUCAGAACAUGGUUUUCCCGGUACGAGGAGCUGUUCAACGAGGAUGCUUGUCGGUUAAGUGAUGCAGCAAAAGUGCGACUUCUUUUAAGGAAGCUAGGUGCAGCCGAGCAUGAUCGGUAUUUGUCGUUUAUCCUGCCCCUACGUUCAAGUGAAUUUUCAUUCAAGGAGACGAUCGCGAAGCUCGCUGUGCUGUUCGACGUGCAGGAAUCCUUGAUAAGCAAAAGGUACAAGUGUUUGCAGCUUACAAGGAAACCUGAAGAGGAUCUGCUUACCUACGCAUGUCGGGUAAAUAAAUCAUGCGUAGAGUUCGAGCUCAGCAAGCUCGACGAGGAACAGCUAAAGUGCCUCUUAUUCGUUUGUGGAUUAAGAGAAGAACGAGACGUCGAAGUGCGAACCAGAUUGUUGGCGAAAAUCGAGGAUCGAGAGCAGAUUACGUUGCAGCAACUGUCAGAGGAAUGUAGUCGCAUUGCCGCGCUAAAAAGAGACAGCGCAAUGAUUCAAGAAAAUGAACGGCAAGUACUCGCAUUGCAUAACAAUAACAAAAAAGAAAAAUUUAACAAUCAUACUAAAGCUAAAAAUUCGAGUUUUCAGCACCGGCAAUUCCCCAGAAGAAAUAAUGUCCAAAGAUAUGAUAAGCAGCGUCCUCCCGCACGGAACACCCAUCCCAGUCGACCAUGCUGGCUUUGUGGCGACAGACAUUGGGUGCAAUAUUGUGGCUAUAAAUCGCACAAGUGCCAAGAUUGCGGACGAAUAGGACAUCGGGAAGGCCACUGCAAUACCGCGAACCAAAAAGGAAAAUUUCGUCAGAGCCCAUCGGUGGAGACACGUAUCGUCACGGUGAAUGCAUGUGCCGUCGCGGUAAACCGUAAGUACGUUAACGUACUAAUAAAUGGAAAAAAUGCCAGGUUACAACUCGAUACGGGGUCCGAUAUUACGAUCAUAAAUAGAUCUCUGUGGCAAAGCUUAGGCAAACCUCCUCUAAAUGCAUGCGAGAUACGAGCAAAAACAGUUUCAGGGGCUAGCCUUCACUUAGACGGGGAAUUCGAAGGAAUUGUUACGGUUGGAGAGAAAACAAAAGCAGCUACCAUCCGCGUAGCUUGCGUAAAUCUCUUAUUAUUGGGUGCAGAUAUCAUCGACGCAUUUGAUCUCGGAUCGUUACCGAUGAAUGCAUAUUGUGGAACUGUUUCGACAGCGACACCAAUUGCAAAACAAUUAGAAACCAAGUUUCCCAGUGUUUUUAGGGGAUCAGGCUUAUGCACCAAGGCACGUAUAAAAGUGCAAGUAAAAGAGAACACCCAACCAACCUUUUGUCCAAAGCGCCCAGUCGCUUAUGCUAUGCAAGAAGCUGUGAAUAAGGAACUAGACAGAUUAGAGCAACUUGGAGUUAUUACGCCGGUAGACUAUUCGGAAUGGGCGGCUCCAAUAGUGGUUGUUAGAAAGGCAAAUGGAACUAUAAGAAUAUGUGGAGACUACUCCACCGGCCUUAAUUCAGCAUUACGGACGCAUGAAUACCCUUUACCAUUACCCGAAGACAUUUUUGCCAAACUUGCCGGUUGCAAAUAUUUUAGCACAAUCGAUCUAUCGGAUGCAUUUCUUCAGGUGGAAGUAGAAGAAAAAUACAGAUCGUUUUUGGUAAUAAAUACACACCGUGGUUUGUACACAUACAACCGAUUACCACCAGGUAUAAAGAUUGCACCAGCCGCAUUCCAGCAAAUUAUUGAUACCAUGCUAGCUGGAUUGAAUGGAGUGUGUGGUUAUAUGGAUGAUGUGAUAGUAGGGGGUAAAACUGAGGUUGAACAUGAUGCUAAUCUAUACAAACUAUUGCAACGGAUCGAAAGCUACGAGUUUACAAUACGCGCCGAGAAAUGUUCUUUUAAAAUGUACCAAAUUCCAUACCUAGGCCACAUAAUUGAUCAUCAAGGAAUUAAACCAAAUCCAGAAAAGAUAGCGGCAAUUCUCAACUUACCAGCACCAACCGAUUUAAGUGGCGUAAGAUCAUUCUUAGGUGCCAUUAAUUACUAUGGCAAGUUUGUGCCCAACAUGCGCGAGUUAAGGUAUCCUUUAGACAUGCUCUUAAAAAAGGACGGAAGAUUCGAGUGGACCCUUGAUUGUGAAAAAGCUUUUAAAAAGUUUAAAGAAAUUUUAUCAUCAAAUUUGCUUCUCACACAUUACGAUCCCCGAGCCAAAAUUGUUGUUUCUGCAGACGCCUCUUCUAUAGGGGUCGGAGCAACCAUUAGCCAUGUUUUCUCUGAUGGAUCCGUUAAAGUAAUACAGCACGCAUCUAGAGCGCUAACCAAAGCAGAAACAGGUUACAGCCAAAUCGAUAGAGAGGGAUUGGCCAUAGUAUACGCUGUAACCAAAUUUCAUAAAAUGCUGUUUGGGAGACACUUUAUUUUACAAACAGAUCAUAGACCACUGCUUAGAAUAUUUGGUUCAAAAAAGGGGAUUCCGAUCUAUACAGCAAAUCGUCUUCAAAGAUUCGCGCUGACGCUACAGCUUUAUGAUUUUGAAAUGGAAUACAUACAAUCAGACAAGUUUGGAAAUGCGGAUGUCCUGUCUCGUCUUAUACAAAAUCAUGCAAAGCCAGAGCCAGAAUAUGUGAUCGCGAGCGCUAGCCUAGAAGAAGACUUGGAGGCAGUAGUUAUCAAUGCGAUUAGUUCGUUCCCCCUCACGUUCAGAGACGUUGAGAUAAAAACCCAGAGCGAUCCCGUACUACGACAGGUUUACACACAUAUAAAAAAGGGCUGGCCAACAAACGUAUCGUAUGGAUCAGAGCUUGCACGUUACCAUGAUAGAAGAGAGUCCUUGUCAGCAGUAAACAACUGUAUCCUAUUUGGAGAGAGGGUAGUGAUCCCCAAACUGCUACAGAAACAAUGCCUGAGUCAGAUCCAUCAUGGUCAUCCGGGGAUUCAAAGGAUGAAGGCCUUAGCUAGAAGCUACAUGUACUGGCCAUCUAUGGAUCGUGAUAUUACUGAAUGGGUUAAUUCGUGUCAUGCCUGCCAGGCAGCCGCCAAAUCACCUCCAAGCACCGAUAAAACCAGCUGGCCAAAAUCUUCAGCUCCUUGGCAACGCCUUCAUAUCGAUUAUGCUGGUCCAUUAAAGGGAGAGUGGUAUCUUAUAUUAGUGGAUUCUUUUUCAAAAUGGCCGGAAAUAGUUCAAACUAGCAACACGUCAUCAGCGGCUACAAUUGCUAUUCUUCGUAGUAUUUUCGCACGUUUUGGUAUGCCGAUGACGCUAGUGUCUGAUAAUGGGACACAAUUCUGCAGUAUUGAAUUUGAACGAUUUUGUAAGAAAAGCGGUAUUAUACACGUUAGAACGGCGCCUUACCAUCCACAAUCAAACGGCCAGGCAGAGCGAUUUGUGGACACUUUUAAGCGAGCUAUGAGGAAAAUCGAAGUUGAUGGUUACACGGUUCGGGAGAGUUUGGACAUAUUCUUACAAACUUACAGGUCUACCCCAAACGCUUGUCUGGAAGGAUCAAAGUCUCCCGCGGAGAUCAUGUUGAGUAGACGCCCAAGAAUACCGCUGGAUUUAUUAACACCAUUACAAAACCCACCACAGAUAAGCCCUACUGUAGAAGAAAGAGAAUUUUGCCCUAAUCAAAACGUUUAUGCUAAACAUUAUUCCCAGAAUGGAUGGAGAUGGAUAACCGGUACGGUUCUGAAGCGACAAGGUAGAGUCAUGUACGUGGUCAGGACGGCUGAUGGAAAAAUCAUUCGACGGCAUAUUCAUCAGCUACGUCGGCGAACGCAAGAAGAAUCUUCAACAGUAGUUCAGCCUCGCUUACCUCUAGAUGUUUUGCUUGAAGCUUGGAAUUUGGAUCGCGUACAAAGUCCACCUGCACCUGCACCGUCACCACCAGCAGACUUACCGUUACCUUCAAGCAUCAGCGACCACCAAACGGUACCGGUGCUUCCUCCUGCUACGUCCACACAAACAUUUGGAAAAACAACAACUGCACGUCCCAGAAGGCUGUAUCAGGUACAGGAACCACGACGCUCUUCUCGCAAUAGAAGAUUGCCCAGUCGGUUCGAUGUGUACCGUAUAUUUUAAGAGAGGGAGAUGUUAUGGAGGCGUUUAGGGCGAAAUGCGAUAAGUGAGCCAACCUGCGCAAACAGUUCGGCUCCGACUGGCUGGUCACUCAGCGAGCCGAGAGGCCACUCAGCACGAUCGAAAGGACGAUCGUGCUCUCUUGGAUUAAGGCGGCCGAGCGGGACGGUCACACACAAAAAGGGCUUAGGAUUAA
Messenger RNA from Anopheles arabiensis, 5096 nucleotides. RefSeq lists its product as uncharacterized. Gene Ontology annotation, molecular function: nucleic acid binding. Bases 380 to 4903 code for a protein of 1507 amino acids. The transcript has a single exon. Gene Ontology annotation, biological process: DNA integration. NCBI's taxonomy places the organism in Eukaryota, Metazoa, Arthropoda, Insecta, Diptera, Culicidae. The record is from RefSeq and is a predicted model, not a curated record.